UAACUGUAUAUCUGCUUUGUUUAGAGAAUUUUAAGUAUAGUAAAUACAAUUGUGGAAAAUAUGGCAUGUGAAAUCCCUAGUAUAUCAGACAAUGUUGUGAAGCAUUUGUUAAAACUGUAUUCUAACAGAAACGUGGAAUCAAUGCUACAUCAUCUUUCUUCUGCUCCAAAAAUUACAACAAUCCGUGCCAAUACUUCUCUUAUAUCAAGUCAGGGCGCUUGUGCCAAACUGGAAGAGUAUCUUAAGAGCCUUCAAACCGAUUCCGAAUACGUUGUAUCUGUCCACCCUGUUCUAAAAGACAUUUUACUAGUUGUGAGCACAUCCGCACAAAAAGAACUGAAACACCAUGAAAAGCAUGUUAUUGUUGAUACCAGUUGUGGAGCAGCCAUAUUACGUGGUUCAGAUGUGUUUGCACCAGGUGUUUUAGCAGCUUCUGGAGAUUUGCAAAAAGGAGACAAUGUAUCCGUGUAUGCAGACCUGGAAAAACAACAUCGGAAAGGCGACAAACAUUUUAAUUUGUUUAAACCGAAAUAUUUUGUUGGCAAUGGUAUCGCUUUAUAUGACAGGAAGUGUCUAUUCUCACAAAACGAAGCCAUGAGUGGAGUAGCCAUUAGCAUGACUGCUUCCAAAAACCAGCUGCCAAGUUUCGCAAACCUACCAUCAUCACUUUUCUUUCCACAGAAUUUUCCGUCUGUUGUGGUUAGUUAUGUUCUAAACGCCGAGAAAAAUGAUGUUAUUCUGGACAUGUGUGCUGCACCAGGUGGAAAAACCACACAUAUUGCUACGCUUCUACAAAAUAAAGGUCAAGUAAUUGCUGUUGAUAAAACGUCAAAAAAGGUAGAGAAGAUAAAAGAGAUAUGUUAUAAGAUGCGACUAACCAAUGUUUCGGCUUUUUGUUAUGAUAGUACAAAAUUAGUGGACGAAACAAAAAACGCAGGUUCCUUAAAAGAGCCGCCGUUUUCACCCAAUUCAUUUGAUAAAAUACUUCUUGAUCCACCCUGCAGUGGUCUGGGUCAAAGACCACAGUUACGCUACGUGAUAAGCGAAAAGGAACUUAACUCGUACCCAGUUUACCAAAAAAAACUAAUUAAGCAGGCUGUGCAACUACUUAAACCUGGAGGCUGUCUCGUUUAUUCGACAUGUACAUUAUUACCUCAAGAAAAUGAGGAGCAAGUGGCCUGGACUCUAAAGACAUUUCCAGAGUUAAAGCUUGUUAAACAGUCUCCGUGCUUUGGAAACCCUGGGUUAAGCAAUUUUGGUUUGGAUGAAAGAGAUUGUGAGAGGGUACAGAGAUUUGAUCAUAUUUAUACAAAUGCAACACAUUCUUUAGAAGUGCCUACUGGCGAAUAUGCUACACAAUGUCAUGCAGAUACGAUAGGAUUUUUUAUUGUAAAGUAUGUAAAAAACGUGACGUGA
Molecule: messenger RNA, 1416 nt
Organism: Hydractinia symbiolongicarpus
Lineage: Eukaryota; Metazoa; Cnidaria; Hydrozoa; Anthoathecata; Hydractiniidae
Product: tRNA (cytosine(72)-C(5))-methyltransferase NSUN6-like
Exons: 10
Coding region: 61-1416 (451 amino acids)
Biological process (GO): RNA methylation
Molecular function (GO): methyltransferase activity; RNA binding
Source: RefSeq, a predicted model, not a curated record